Molecule: messenger RNA, 792 nt
Organism: Microthlaspi erraticum
Lineage: Eukaryota; Viridiplantae; Streptophyta; Magnoliopsida; Brassicales; Brassicaceae
Source: the annotation of a GenBank genome assembly
AUGCUCCUCAAAGUUGCUUCCUCUUCUUCUUCGUUAUCGCUCGUGAAUUUCCAUGGCGGGAUUAAGGAUGUUUCUCCUCUGUUAUCCUCCGUUUCGUCUCCAAUCGAUUACUCCUCGAAUCUUCGAGCUUCUUCUGGAAAAUCCGGAAGCCUAUCUUUCUCCGUUCGCGCAUCCAAAAAGUCAACCACCGACGCUCUAAGCGGCGUCGUUUUCGAGCCGUUCGAGGAGGUGAAGAAGGAGCUCGAUCUCGUCCCAACCAGCUCUCAUCUCUCACUCGCUCGACAGAAAUACUCAGACGAGUGCGAAGCCGCCAUUAACGAGCAGAUCAAUGUGGAAUACAAUCUGUCGUAUGUGUAUCACGCUAUGUAUGCUUACUUCGAUCGGGAUAACAUCGCGCUCAAGGGUCUUGCCAAAUUCUUUAAGGAAUCGAGUGUGGAAGAAAGAGAGCACGCUGAGAAGUUAAUGGAGUAUCAGAACAAACGUGGUGGGAGGGUGAAGUUACAGUCGAUUGUGAUGCCUCUCACGGAGUUUGAACACGUUGACAAGGGAGAUGCUCUGUAUGGCAUGGAGCUGGCUCUGUCACUGGAGAAACUAGUUAACGAGAAGCUCUUAAACCUACACAGUGUUGCUUCCAAGAACGGAGAUGUCCACCUGGCAGAUUUUAUUGAGAGCGAGUUCUUAAACGAGCAGGUGGAAGCAAUCAAGAAAAUCUCAGAAUAUGUAGCUCAACUACGAAGAGUUGGAAAAGGACACGGAACAUGGCAUUUCAAUCAGAUGCUACUCGAAGGUUAA